Messenger RNA from Drosophila santomea, 654 nucleotides. RefSeq lists its product as uncharacterized. The transcript has a single exon. The record is from RefSeq and is a predicted model, not a curated record. The coding region runs from base 82 to 468 and encodes 128 amino acids. NCBI's taxonomy places the organism in Eukaryota, Metazoa, Arthropoda, Insecta, Diptera, Drosophilidae.
UGCAAGUCAUAGCAAUCGCCACGAACUUUCAAAACUAAGUCUAAAUUAUUUUUCGAAUCAUUAAUAAAUAUCCAAUUUGCAAUGAUUUCGAUUGCUCAGUGGCUGACUUCCUUUUCAGCCGGAGCUUUGGCCUCUGCACAGGCGAUACGUUUUCUAAAAACUGCCAACGAGGAGGAGUCGCCUGCCAAAAUUUCAAACCAGCUGGAAACCGCGGCUAUCGAUGGACUGGCCACCGAGCAACCGAAGAUCCUGGGCUCCGAACGGAUCAGCAAUGUCCUGCAGCACGUGCUGAGCAGCGAGCGCAACGCGAGUGGCGUCUACUUGGACGCCAUGCACAACCGCAGUGCAAACAAGCAGGAGUACGCCCUGGGCUCCGAGUCGCUCAACCAAAUGCUGGAGGACAUCAUGACCCCCGCUGGGAGCAUGAGCAGCAGGUCCUUGUCCGUGGAGCCCGCCGUCGAUGUUUAGGAGCUCCCCAAGCGACAAGCCGCAUGAAAUGCACGUCUCUUCUUCUACACCUAGUUAAGCUAAUACAAAGUAAAACUUUCUUUCUUCUUUAGCAUGAACCAAAUGAGCUUGUUAGAUAUAUAGGCUAACGUGGUCUAAUAUGCUCAUCUUCUUAUCCUUGCCAGUAAAAUGUAAUCCCACUUUAAA